Harmonia axyridis is the source of this 3028-nucleotide messenger RNA. RefSeq lists its product as uncharacterized. The coding region runs from base 365 to 1339 and encodes 324 amino acids. The transcript is spliced from 6 exons. NCBI's taxonomy places the organism in Eukaryota, Metazoa, Arthropoda, Insecta, Coleoptera, Coccinellidae. The record is from RefSeq and is a predicted model, not a curated record.
UCACCCACUCUUUGCGCUCGUUCGCUCGGCACCGCAUCGUCGUUCAAUUGUUCGCGGGUAUAGCGCGCUAGUGCAUCGUUUCACGGCCGCCCCAGUUUUCGCGAUACGAAUUUUGAUAAAGGAUGAAAAUAGAACAGCGCUUGUAAUUUUUGGGUUCUAUUAUGUGUGUCAGCGGUGGAAAAGGCCAAUGCCGAAUGGUUGUUCCAAGGAAAAAUUAGAUUUGUAAACAGUGGCACGCGAUUUCGAAGUUUGAGCUGUUGGGAUACCGUGGUUUUGUGAUAGCGUAUUAUGUGACUCGAUGGUUUGAUGUGUUUGUGGAACUGACUGUCAUUAGGACUUAAUGGUCGUCGGUUUAUAACUUUCUAUGGCUUCCAGGCAGAAUAUUCUCCGAUUUGAAGAUGACGAAGACGGCUCCGUCGGUGGCGGUGUGCACCACCCUUACGGGGGUAAGGUGCUGCAGCAGCAAUGGGUCACGUUGACGGCUAGCAUGUGGCCGGAGCCAACGGCCUCGCCCAGGGGCUGGAGAGUGUCUUCAGAACGAUUACCACUGUUGGCUGCUGUUUUUUGCGGUGCUGCUGUCGUUGUCUGUCUACUUUGCGCCUUUGUACUUUACAAGUGCUGCGUCAUGCCGCGUAGAGAGAAGCAUUUUUGUUUAAGAAAAUUAGACCCUAAUUCCUCGAGUGCUCAAUCGCACAUACAAACACCCAUACCUUCACAGGCUGCCAUAUAUGCUGAGCAAAAAGGAAAUGGAUGGGGAUAUAGUAAUAGAAUUGUAACUCCUGUACAAGGUGGACCAUGGUACAUUCCCAGGAUAGGUGGACAGCAGUGUACACAAUGUCCAGGAAUUUGUCCUGUGCCAAGGAGCAAUAGUAACCCUGGAGGAUCAACUCAAUCACAAUCCUCUAGAAAGCCAAGACCUAUGAGCCAGCCAGUUCAAUUAGGUGCUUCCAGUUUAAUAUCUGAUGGGGAAAUAGUCCCAAAACAUCUGCCAAUGCCAGAAAUAUGUGAAUUCUCACCACAAGGUGUCCAGUAUGCUUCAAGUAGUAUUUUAGAUGAAGUUUCAACGAAAGAUGAUGGCAUAUCAUCUGGACCAACGCUCAAAACACGUAGUUUACCAGCUUGGGUCAGAUCCAAGCCUAGACCAUUGUCCACAGAAGAUGACCUCAACGAUCUUUAUGCCAAGGUAAACUUCAGUAAGAAGCGAAAAAACCGCAUGAGAAAUGAUGAGGCAGCUAUUAUUGCCUUAAGCAAGUCCAGAAGUCAAUUUCUGCACAAAGAUACUGACUCAUUAGUUGAUAAUGAAGCUGUAAUCGUUUAUGAUGAACGUACUGCUCUAUAAUUAAACUAAAGAUAUUUCGUUUGACAAUAAAGAAUUUGGUAUGGUAAUUACCCCCAUGACAUUUUAGAUAUCAUGUUAACGUUGAAGAAAUAAUUUUGUAAAUAUUGAAAUUUGCUCAUAAAAAUGAGACGCCUUAAUUUUUUUCUAUGAUUUCUUGAAUUUUAAAUGUGGUUAUAACAUGACGUAGAUUCUGAAACAUCAUAUUUUUCACAAGUUUGUAGUAAUUCCAAAAAAAUAUUAAAUUUUAAUUAACUUGAUCAAUAUUAAUUGAGAAUUUGAAGAACCACACAACUUUUAAUCUGAAUUUUAUAAACUCAUUUUCAGUUUAUGUAACACUUGUAUAUGUAUUAAUUGAAUAAAAUCAAUAGCUUUUAUAGGAAAUAGUUAUAUUGGUCCACUUUACUUCAGUAAAGAAAAUGAAAAUAUCUCACAAAAUUAGAAUAUAAAACAAAAAUUCAACAUUUCGACUAACAUAUCAUAAUGUUUAUUAGGUCAACAAGAAGUAGAAGGCACUGAAACGUAUCAUUGUUUAUAUGAGUAGAACAUAUAGAUUAGAAAAUUCUGUUCGCCUGUUCUUAUUUUGAAUCAAAAUUAAGUGAAUGUUCUUUUUUUGAAGGUUUGAUGUAAAAAUUCGGUGCCUUUGAUUAACUUAAAUGAAACUUUAUAAAAGUAUAGAAAAAUUAGCAUGAAAUGUUAUUGAAGAAUUUCAAAUCAGACCGACAAGACUGAAAUUAUCUUCCUAUAAUUUGUCGGAAGUUUUAUAUCAAUAAUGCAGUCGCAUUUUAGGUAUAUCGGCCUAAAAAUUAUUUAUAUUACAUAAGUUGUAGUUUCUUAUAGUGGGUACCUAUUUUUUCUCUAUAUCUCUUAUAUUUGAUACAGGGUGAUAUUUUAACUUGUUAUGGAUUUUCCAAAAAAUUUUGGAAGUAUAGAAAAUAUUCAGUCAAACAUUAUUUUUCAACUUCAGAAGAAUAAUCAUCGAUAAAUAUUAUAUUUAUACUCAUAAAUAUAUUCAUUUAAUUUUCUAUUUUUGAGCAAUUAUUAACUUAUCGUUUUUUAAUAUCACAAAUGAUAUUUGAAGAAUAAUUCUGCAACAUUAACUGAAUAUCAUUCAAUUGAUUUCUCUUGUUGAUUGUUUUGUUUUUUCAAUUAUAUAACAUCAAUCGGUCCUUAAAUUUAAUAAAUUCAUGAUAAUAAAAUAAAAUGUACUUUAAAUUAUUUGUGAGAAUGAAAAAAACGAGAAAACUGUGAUAUUCACAUACUGAAGUAAGGUUUUAAUUGUCAGUAACUAUAAUAUCAUUAGUAUUGAAAAACACAUGUUUUAAGAAGACUGUAAUUGAAGAUUAUCCAUGUACUAGAAUAUGAGAUUAUUGCACAUUAAUUCUUCAAUAUAUUUUUAACUGCUGAUUGAAGGUUUAUUAGGAUAAUUUCAAAAUAGAAAAUUUAUAUAAUUAGUUUGAUGUUUAGUUUUAUAAAUAGUGAAUGAAAAUGAAUUGAAAAAUUCUUGGAUAUGCAUGUUCUGAAUUUAAUAAAAAAAUUUUCAGUUCAAUUGUGUUUUAUUACUCUUCAAUAAAUAAAAUACACUUUUAUAAAAAUUAUGAAAAACCUCUGGAAGUAAAGAAUUUUUUACCAUAGUCCAAAUCUUAGAUAAAAACUGAUGAACCAAAUUAAAAUUCAAUUAAUGAGGUGAAA